Parnassius apollo (apollo) is the source of this 945-nucleotide messenger RNA. Lineage: Eukaryota; Metazoa; Arthropoda; Insecta; Lepidoptera; Papilionidae. The record is from the annotation of a GenBank genome assembly.
AUGCCGGACAUUAUAAAUGCAUUUAAAAAUGACAUCGAUGCUGAACCGGUUCGGAAAACCGUCGAAGCUCUAAAAUGGAGCACGGUGACUAUCUCAUUGCCACAAUCCACCUUACGGCUGGUGACUACUGGUGUAGUACAGGAGCUCAAAGGGCAAAAAAGGAGGAUUCUCGCAAUAUCCAUUGCUUCGGUGGUGGCGCAGCUCGCUAAUGAACUGAUGUCGUUAUACCGUGUCAACAGGUGUUUUUAUGAGUUAACACAAGCGAAACUUGCACCUGAUUUUAUUCACCCAUGCAAUGAAACAAGCAGAGAAUGUUUAGUCAAGUCAACCCAAGACGCAAUUCCAGAAUUCGUUAAAGGCAUGCCGAAUCUUGGUGUUCCUGCGCUAGACCCUUUCACUAUCGAAAAACUGUCAAUUCCUCUCAGUGGACUGAAAGUGACAUUCUAUCAAGGAAAAGUAACAGGCUUCAGGAAGUGUAUUGUCGACAAUGUUAUAUCGGAGCUUGAGAAACGUCACUUUGUGUUAGAGUUUCAUUGUAACUUGACCAUCAAAGGAGAUUACGACGCCGUUGGAAAAAUCUUACUCUUCCCUAUUAAUGGCGAGGGUGAUGCAAAGAUAAAAUUGACAAAUCUGAGGAUGAAGGUUGAUAUUAAUACAAAAUACAUAAAAGACAAUAAAGGAGUGAACCACUUUGCCUUAAAGAGCUAUAAAUAUUCAUUCGACUACGGAGACAGAGUAACGUUUGACUUACAAAAUAUUUUCAAAGAAAGUAAACAAUUAAGUGACACAGUAUUGGCGUUCCUUAACGAAAAUUGGAGGACUGUCUCAGAAGAAUUUGGAAAACCAAUAGUAGACUAUGCCGUGGAACUUGCCAUUAAAACAAUCGAAAAAUUCUUCCUCGCAGUUCCUUAUGAAGAACUAAUUAAUGUUCCUAUACCAUCAUGA